CGCAUAGGUACAUCGAGUCGACUCACAGUGAUUGGCCACGCUUGAACCUCAGGAGCGAUUCCUCGAAUAGGCUCAACGUACGGUGUGGCGUACGGGCAGAAGUUCCAGCAACACAUCAUCUCGCGGUGGGGAAACAAAUCGAUUACAUCUGACAUCCGCGGAACAAAUCGACCUUGUCGCGUCGUACAGUCACUCCGCCAGUGAAUUACGGGAGCGAAGCGGGGGAGCCCUGCAAUUCCCAACGGUCCGUCGCGUCUUGGUGCUCUGCAUUCUCCUCCGCAAGCCCCAGUGCCAGGCAUGGCUGCCUCGGUGCUCGUGUGUGCCUCGAGCUCCCGUCUGCGCUGGAUGAUGCUAGCAGAGGCGCUCUGAGAACCUGGAAAGCAGCACAGCAUUUUAUGUGGUUCAUUGGCUAGGCGGCCAUGGCUGAUCAAUCUGACGUGUGCUUCCAGCGCAACGUGGGAAUUAGCGCUACAGUGCUCGCACUCGCGUCUGGCAGCACUGACUGAAUCGAAUCGUCCAUGAAGUUUCCGACCUUGUUUCCUUCAACAGCAUCACGCAAUCCCUCGCGCUCGUCCUAGGCUGUUCCUAGUUUUUCCAUACUAAAACAUUCUAUGUUCGACCUUUAGUCGCUCCGUGAUCAAUUAGCCGACUGUCUCUUUUGCGACGAUCCACCAUCAGUUAGCGGCAGCACCGUCUAUUAGCCACAUACUAUCGUGCUUACGACCAGCGCGAAUGGGCCCGUCAUCAUCGUCGCAACGCGAUUCCAAGCCAGAACUCUGCAUAGUCGUUCCGCCGCUAAGCACUGGAAAUGGCCUCGUCAAGGACGCCGCAAACGGCGGGUCAGAUCCCCGUCUCGACGGUUACCUCCCUCUUUUGGAACCGUCGUUGAGCCGAGGCUCGACCGGAAGCGACGACGUGCUGCCGCUGGGCCCGUGCCGGCGCGCGCUCCCGCGGUGGCAGGUUCUGGCGUACGGCACGGGGCACAUGCUAAACGACAUCACGGCGGCGUGCUGGUUCACCUACCUCCUCAUCUACCUCUCGGAUAUCGGCCUCUCUCCCCAGCAGGCGGGAGUGGUGAUGCUGUCGGGUCAAUUCGCAGAUGCUGCUGCCACCCUCGUGGCGGGCGAGCUGAUCGACCGGUUUGGGCACUACAAGCUGUGGCACUUCGGUGGGUCGGUGUGCACGGUGGUGUCGUUCUCGUCCGUGUUCGGUGGGUGCCUGGUGUGCUACCUGCUGGGAUCCGACUCCACCGCCAUUGAGACCGCCAGCUACAGCGUCUUUGCCGCUGUCUUCAACUGCGGAUGGGCCGCCACGCAGGUGUCGCACAUGGCGAUGGUGAACUGCAUGACGGCGAACCCCAGCAGCCGCGUGGCGCUCAACAGCUGCCGCAACGCCUUCACCAUGGUCGCCAACCUCUCGCUCUUCGCCAUCGCCCUCGCCGCCUUCUCGCUCUUCCCCGCCCACUCGCCCUCCGAGGUCCAAGCACAGUACCGAUGGAUCUCGCUGGUUGCGCUCUCCUCCGGCGCCGUCUUCCUGCUCAUCUUCUAUGCCGGGGUGAAGGAGCCCACGCUGGCCCAUGCGCCUGUGCGCCUGCCCUCCUCUCGCUUGCUCAGCCCACAGCCAGCAGCUGACGGCAGCAUCGACCAAUCACAGCAGUGGGGGCCUAAGAACGGCCAAUCAGAGGCAGCUGAGGAGGAGCAGGCGGUGCCAGCGUGGCUGUUCUGGUUCCGCCAGCUGGCAUACUUCCAGGUGGCGGCGGUGUACAUGUUGGUGCGGCUCAUCACCAACGUCUCUCAGGCCAUGCUGCCCUUCUUCCUCAUCUUCGACCUCGGCUUGCACCCGUCCGCCAAGGCCACGAUCCCGGCGCUCAUCUUCGUCUGCAGCUUCAUCACCUCAGUCGUGCUCCAGGAGCUGCACUGGGACAUGGGGCGCAUGAAGAUGGCCUUCUCCAUCGGUGCGCUGCUGUGGACGGGAGCCAGCGCCGCCUUCCUGUGGGUGGACGCGGGGCCCUCCAUGGACCUCGUGGUGUACGCCCUCGCCCUCGUCGUGGGGGUCUCCAACGCCCUCAUGCUCGUGACGGCAACGAGUCUGGAGGGUGUGCUGGUGGGGCAGCACGUGUCGGUGUGCGCUUUUGUGUACGGCUCGCUCUCCUUCCUCGACAAGUUCACCUGCGGCAUCGCGCUCGUCGCCAUUCAGGCAUACAACACAAAAGAGGAAUUCUGUGGUCAUGCCAGCCCCACCUGCCCGCGCUCUAUUGUGCGUUGGGUGCUUUUUCUGCUGCCCCUCGUUUCGUCUCUCCUGGCUGGCGGCAUUGUGCUCUCAACGCACUUGGACGAGUCAUCGGAUGACAUCACGCAGCCUUCGUUGGAGAGCCCCUUGCUCGAUGGGAAAAAUCCUGUUGGGAUCAUCGCUUCAUAAUUGUUGAGAUCGGGGUUCUCCCAUAGGGAUAAUUUUGGAGAUAAAUCAGGAGUUGGCUUAUCUCAUGUAAUAUAGACACAAAUUAUAAGAAUCCUUGCACUGUACCCGCGACUUCUUCUCAUCUGUUAAUGG
Closterium sp. NIES-67 is the source of this 2550-nucleotide messenger RNA. NCBI's taxonomy places the organism in Eukaryota, Viridiplantae, Streptophyta, Zygnematophyceae, Desmidiales, Closteriaceae. The record is from the annotation of a GenBank genome assembly.